Molecule: messenger RNA, 3238 nt
Organism: Pseudogymnoascus verrucosus
Lineage: Eukaryota; Fungi; Ascomycota; Leotiomycetes; Thelebolales; Thelebolaceae
Exons: 2
Coding region: 76-2751 (891 amino acids)
Source: RefSeq, a predicted model, not a curated record
AGCCCUCCGAUAUUAUUCCCUCCGGGAUUUCGUACUGUUUUUUCUGUCAAUCCCAUAUCAGUGAAACUUGCGAUAAUGUAUCUCAGCGAGUUCUCUUCAAGUCAGAAGGAUCAAAUCCGUCGCGAAAUUGCUCAUGUUCUGCGCACACUUUCACCUUGCCAGCGAGAAAAAAAACCAUCCUUCAUCGAUAAUGCGGACUUUGUUUAUAGUGAAGCCACCGACAGACUUGACCUAAAGCAAAUUGAGAAAACUUGCCACCUCCUACACGAUGCAUCAAUUGAUUCAGUUGACACGCUCAAAAAGCUAGACGAUAUUACUGCGAGUUUUUUCGAUCACUGGUUUGUCCCCUGGGGAGAGUGGAUUCCGUCGGAAGAAGUCCUCGUCAGCAAUGCUUACAAUUUGAUAUUGCGUUUGCCGUCACAUCCAUUGCGUGUUGUUUGCAAGCAGACGGAUGGGUUUAAUCAAGUGCAAACUAGCGAUGCGUCAGCUUUUUUUCGCAGACAGCUCACUCAAACUGAAUGCUACAUUAAUCGAAAUGUUAUUCGAAUGGCUUUGCGAGUAUGCAUCAUUCUCGAAAGGCCACGGCAACAUAGCAGAAUCGCGGUGCCUUACUGGGCGAUGGCGCAGGUGACCGAAGACAUCGCCCUGCUUUUCGAUGCAACUAGACAAUUAUGCGAUAAUGAUUCCAACUUGUCUAGCAAAGACUGGAUUGGCUGGUGUGUCGUCAAGUCUUUUCUGUGGACUAGUCUGCAAAGAAUGUUCAUGCUCUGGACAUGGUCAAUUACUUCGUUCAAUAUAAAAGAUGGGUACACCUCUGAAAUCAUCAUGAAGCAUCGAAUACAACAAGACCGCAUUCGACCUACCAUACUGUCUGAACUAGCAAGGCAAGAAGAAGAUGUAAUUCUACAGAUGAGACCUGAUCCCAUGUGUCCUUGGGCCUUUCAGCUGCUUAGGAACGACGGAUUCUCUCUAUGCAUUGAUCUUCGGCGGCCCCUAGAGCACUACCGUUUACUGUUGGGAAACAAUGCCCCUCGAUGUGGGGUUAGUUCACAAUCCCAGCAAGUCUGUGACGGAAAGAGCUUCGAGAGCUGUGGAAGGUUCGUGGGUACAAAAGUCAUUAAACAAUCCGCCCACGAGUGCAUUUCCAAGGACUGCAAGAAGUUGACUUGGGAUGAAGGAUCUUACUGUGCUUUCGAGACUCCAGUUGUCAGCAUUAGAGAGACUACUAUCACCCAACUAAAGUAUACCAACUUAAGCGACAAAACACUCUCAAUUUCGCAUGUUUGGAGCCAUGGUCAGGGAGGAAGACCCGAAGAUGGGUUCAACACUUGCUUGCAUGAUCGAUAUGUGAAAGUUGCCGAAACACUUGGCUGCGACUCCUACUGGAUGGAUACGCCAUGCAUACCGACGGAGACAGUUCUUCGGAAGAAAGCAAUUGCAAACAUCAAUUAUAUCUUUAUGGAAAGCAAAGCCACCUUGAUAUGUGAUCGGGAUCUCAUGGGAAUCGACAUAUCUAUCCUGAGAAAAGCGCUCAAUUCAGACGCAGCUGUUAGACUGGUUGAAGGUGUUCUAAUUGCUCUGCUUGUGUGCGAUUGGAAUGUUCGUGGCUGGACAUUCUUGGAAGCAAUACGAGGCAAAGACGCACUGUAUUUGCUGUUCAAAGACAGCGAAGUGUUUUCUCUGAAGGAUCUGUUGGUGUGUCUCGUUGACAGCGGGAACUUUGAACUUGCCAACCUCUAUCUUUCGGCAGGGCAUUUGCUCCCGCUUCCCAAAGACCUUGUGCAUUACAGAAAUGCAAUGAUGUAUCUUCACGGCGUUGAGGAAGCCGGUUCAGUCUUGAGCCGCCGCCCUGCGUCACGACCCUCAGACAAUUUGGCUAUUUGGUCUUUGUUGUUUUCCGAUGGAGGCCAGGCUUCCAACCCGCAACCUUCUAGUCUCAGCAAAAGCAACCCCAAUUCUACUCGCGGAAUUAAAGACUCUGCUUAUAAAUCAGCAGAGCAGUUAUGGAGAAGCCAGGGCAAUGUUUCUACAUGUUACCUUGUUUCGAGCGCUCCGAGAAUCCAGGGGGUGAGAAGAAUGAGCUGGGCUCCAUGCUCACCUGUUCCUGAUAAAGUCGAGUCGAGGAACGGAUCUAGAAGAUACUAUCCUUAUGUUAGUAUUGGGGAUGAGGCUGAGAAAUCUUGGAUACGGCACAGUGGUCUUGUAGCAGAAUGGUCGUCGUGCUUCUUUGUGGGGCAAGGUGGCGGAGAUGCUCAACAUGAUGAAUCUACAGUGGUAUCUCGACCAGAAUUGGCUCGCGGCGAUCUCAAGGACGCUGAAGAUGACGAAAGCUGGUACCAUCCAUUAGAUUCCCUCGAUAUCCUCAACCGCCCUUUCAAUACUGCCAAAGUGGACCUGAGGAUGAAGGGCGUUCAUCAAUUGAAUCUCCUGACAAGAAUGGGUUUGAAACUCGGGAAUACAGGAUUCUUCCGGACUUCAGAUGAUGCCACGAUGAUUGAACUGCAGCAUAUAUCUUCUACUUUCUUAUCUGGCUUCCAGUGGGGAGUGCUUCUUCGACCUCUAACAACACCUGAACGUCAGAAUCUUCAAGUGAAGCCGCUUCCGUUAGUUUAUGAAGACAACCCGGCGGCUCCACUGGUAGCAGUCUGUGGAUCGAAUGAUGGCCGAGAAUGGGUGUGGCGGGGAGUUCAUCUUUGGGAUUCGUCUGUCGCACUUCCGUCUUUUGAGGUGCGGAAACUGUUAAUUAUAUGAUGGUGCGGUUUGAUCCCUCAAUUGGAAGGAGAUGUAGAGGCUCAUUACUUGGAUAUUCGGAAGCUUCAAAAUUUUAACCCUAUCCGCACCUAGAUCCCCUCAUCCUCACAACCCCCUUUUUCCCCAGCGCGGACGCACCCUCCUUCCCCCCCCCCCCCCCAUCCUCCCACACAACCUACACGCACCCUCGAUCUUCUGUCCCUCCCGGGAUCCCGCAUCAUCGGCGUACCACCAUCCUCCCCUACACCACCUCCAGCAACACAAACACAAGCACAGCGUCCGGCGCUUCUCCCCCCGCUGCCGUGCGCGCGUACAGCAGCUUGAUGUCUCGGCAGUUUAGCUGUUGUGCGAGGAUGGGCCGGGGGAAGGCGGCUAUGAAAGUGCUUGUGGUGAGGUGGUGAGGUAAGGGGGGAAGGGGUUGUGAGAGGUGUAUCCAGAUCACUGGGACUCUUUGGUGGUUGUUAUAUUUCGCCGACGGCGAGAGGGA